Molecule: messenger RNA, 2499 nt
Organism: Rhagoletis pomonella (apple maggot)
Lineage: Eukaryota; Metazoa; Arthropoda; Insecta; Diptera; Tephritidae
Product: kelch-like protein 1
Exons: 10
Coding region: 482-2476 (664 amino acids)
Molecular function (GO): protein binding
Source: RefSeq, a predicted model, not a curated record
UUGUAAUUUUUGUGGUAGUAAAGGUCUGUGUAAGAAAUCCAAAACUUCUUUUCCAGGACGUUUUGCAAAUAACAUCGCGCGAUAAGUUAGCGUUAAUCUGGGCUAUAACAUACGAGUUUACAAACCUCUAAAUUGUGCCAGAUGCCUUUAAUUUGUUAACAUUCUGAUUGUUUUAUGGUGGAAAAAGGGAUCGUCAAAGUAUCCGAAAAUAGAAUCGGUAAACGGACCAAAACCCACACUUCAUCCACUUUUUCUUUUUUCGCUUUCGCAUUUUUUGCUGAUUGGGACAUUUAGGUAUCCGCAAAUAUACACAUGAACGAAAGACAUUAUUGGCUCAUGAAUAUAAGUACAUACAUAAAUACAUACUCCAUAUUUGGAAUCUUCAAUACACUGACCAACAGGUAAAUACUGGUCGCUCUAGCAGACCACAAACAAACAAACAAACAAAAAAUCAAAGGAAGUAAUUUCAACACCAGUAGCAAUGGCAACAAAUGGCACACGCCAACUACUUCUAGAUGUGAAUGGCCAAGACCUCAAUCAUUUCAUCAAGAAACUGCUGAACAAUAUAUGCGACUUCUACGAUGAGCAGGACCUCAUAGAUGUAACAUUUAAGUUGUCUAAUCCGACUGCUAUGGUUCCAGCACAUCGCUUAAUAUUAUCAGCGGCAAGUCCAUAUUUUAAAGAUUUAUUCAAAAGCGACAAGGGCCUAACUCCUGUUAUCGAAGUAAAUGACAUAGACAGUGACACCUUUGAGCGUUUAAUAACAUUUUGCUACACCGGCCAAACGCUCGUAACCAUCGAUAAUGUGGACGCAAUGCUGAAGGCAGCACUGUAUUUGAAGUUGGAUGAGGCGGUGGUCAAUUGUGUUGACUAUAUUUUGGAACAUAUAACUGACUAUACACUGCAGCGGGCAUAUAGCUUAGAGCGUGAAACUCAGUGUGUACCACUGUAUGAGAAACUCUUGGAAUAUGAUAUAAAUAAUUUUAUGGAGAUAAGCAAACACCGUGAGUUUCUUAGCUUUGAUGCUGAAAAAUUGCAGGCAAUAAUAGAAAGCCAUAAUUUGAAUGUGACUUGUGAAGAAGAUGCUUUUUAUGCUGUGAAGCAGUGGUAUGAGUACGAUGCUUCUGGGCGGAAACAUAAACUACCAGAUUUAAUCAGUAGAUUACGACUGACCCUUUUUGACACAAGUUUCCUAUUAAGAAAUGUCCAAACACUCCCUGGAUGUGAGUCAUUGGCAUUUAAGGCAACAUCGUGGAUUUCUCUACCUUCGCAACGUGCAUUGAUAUCGUUAAAGUAUACAGAGCCUCGCAGAAAUGUAUGCGUAAAGGAGGAAGAAACAACUUUGCUGGCGGUGCAAGCUUACUGUGAGGAAGAUGCCUUUCAUGCUGUGAAGCAGUGGUAUGAGUACGAUUCUUCUGGGCGGCAACAAAAACUACCAGAUUUAAUUAGUAGCUUGCGAUUGACCAAUUUUGACUUAAAUUUCUUAUUGAGAAAUGUCCAAAUACUGCCUGGAUGUGAGUCAUUGGCAUACAAAGCAAUAUCGUGGAUUUCUCUACCUUCGCAUCGUGAAAUGAUAUCAAUAAAGUGUAAAGAACCUCGCAGAAGUAUAUGCAACAAGUCGGUAGAGACAACUUUGCUAGCGGUGCAAGCUUAUGACUGUAAAGGUACAAUUUUUCAAUAUAACCAACCUGAGGAUGAAUGGCAAAACUACGCUGAAUUCGAACAUGAUGCAAACAGAUACGGCAUGGUUCUUAUGGAAGACAAUAUUAUUUACAUUGGUGGUGUACGAGAUGGCAAAAUAACUAGCGGUGUUGAAAGCUGGAGCUUAAAAACGAAAUCGUGGAAUACAUUGCCUUCAAUGAUUCAGUCAAGAUAUUUUUUAACUGUUGUACUAUUGAAUGGAAAUAUAUACGCGAUUGGUGGAUUGAGCACAGAUAAUCAAUGUACAAAGUCUGUGGAAAAGUAUUCAACCGGUAGCGAAUGGGAAUUAGUUAGCAGUAUGAAUACACCACGAUGCCAGGCAGGCGCAGUGGCGUUAAAUGACAAAAUUUUUGUUUUUGGAGGCUUUGAUGGAAAAUGUCACUUAAAAUCUGUUGAAUGUUACGACCCUUCGUCGAAUACUUGGAUACAGUGCGCGGAUAUGAAUGAAAGUCAUAAUUUUCCUGGGGCAGCUGUACACAAAGGAUGCAUAUAUGUUUUAGGUGGACUUACCGAAAAUAAAAUUGUAGAGCGUUAUGACCCUCAAAGUAACAAUUGGACAAAGGUGAGCUAUUUGCACAUUGGACGUGGAGCGAUGGGUUGUGUUUCAAAAGAUGAUCAACUUUGGGUUGUCGGAGGCGAACAAAACAAAAAUAUGAAAUAUUCCGUAUCAGUUUACUAUCCAGAAUGUAAUAAAUGGGUGAGAAAGAAGUCGGUACCUGUAGCUCAUCGAUAUAGCUGUUAUGUUGUGCCUAAAACUCUACUUCAAAGUGAAUAAAAAAUAUGAAAAUUUUAUAAGUA